This is a messenger RNA of Vitis vinifera (wine grape), 1752 nucleotides long. Its product is annotated as transcription factor bHLH111. Lineage: Eukaryota; Viridiplantae; Streptophyta; Magnoliopsida; Vitales; Vitaceae. The transcript is spliced from 7 exons. Gene Ontology annotation, cellular component: nucleus. Gene Ontology annotation, molecular function: RNA polymerase II cis-regulatory region sequence-specific DNA binding; DNA-binding transcription factor activity, RNA polymerase II-specific; protein dimerization activity. The coding region runs from base 65 to 1591 and encodes 508 amino acids. The record is from RefSeq and is a predicted model, not a curated record. Gene Ontology annotation, biological process: regulation of transcription by RNA polymerase II.
CACCACCAACGAAAAGAAAAAAAAAAAAAGGGAGCCUCCCAAUAGCAUUUCCACCAUCAGAGUUAUGGCAGAAGAAUGCACUGAUAGCUCUGUUGCAACCUCUUCUUCUGCACCCAACUGGUGGGAUCUCCAUGGAAGCUCUACUCUUUCUUCAUGUUAUAAUAGCACAAACCCUUGGAGCCAACCAAACCCUAACUCCAACUCUUCUUGUGAAGAGGAGGUUUCAAUCUCCACAUCCUUUACCAAUGCUUCCAAUCACUCUGGCCUUACUGUUGAGUCGUCCCGCCGCCUCAUUGAGCCUGCUUCUUCCACCAACGAGUUAAUUGGUGAACCUGCAGCCUCGGAUAGUCAUCUUUGGAGCCAUGUUCUAUUAAAUGUUGGAAGCAAUGGAGAUUUGCAUGGUAGUCAAGAUGUUGGAGAGAACUUACUUGAUGCACUCUCAUCAAAGAGUUUAUCAACUGGAAUUUUUGAACCUGCCUGUGACUACUUGAAGAAAAUGGAUAACAGUUGGGAAUUCACCAACUCCACAUCUUUCAGUAAUUUCGAUAAGCAUUUUAAUGGGUUCAGCGAGAACUUCAUUGGAAGUGAAAGGCUAACCAAGUUAUCUGAUUUGGUUAGCAACUGGUCUAUUGCCCCUCCAGACCCAGAAGUUAACCAUCAGUUCGACCCACAAAUUUGCAAUAUGUCUUUGAGUUCACCAAUGGACAUUCAGUACUCACAGCCUGAUCUCUGUCACAUGAAACUGACAUUCAAUGAAUCAGCAUCAUGUGGCAUGGGAGCAAGCAGAAAUUCCGGGUUGUUAUCAUGUUACCGUCAUGAUCAAAAAGUGGAGAACGAUCAUCAUGAGAUUGGAUCAUCCCCUGGGCCAUUACUCCGCAGGCCAUGUCAAAGUAAUGGCAUUGGAUAUCAAUUUGGCCUUAACGGCUCGAUAGUAGGAGACAACGGCAAAUACUAUUAUGGAAUCCCCAAUACAACAUGCAGUAACCCAAGAAAUUUUGCAGAUGUCAUAUCAUUUAGCAGUAGAUUAUGCAAGCCUUUGGUGGAUAGUCGCGAGUCUAAACCCUGUUUAAAACCGUUGAGUUUAUCUGAUUGUAAGAAGCAAGGACUCCAAACUUCUUCCCAAGCAAGAAAUAAUGCAAGAGGACAGGGGAUUAGCAAUGAAGGAAAGAAGAAAAGGUCUGAUCAAGACACUUCAGAGGCUCAGACAGUCAUGAAAAAACCUAAGCAGGAGAGCUCUGCGGUUUCUUCUGUAAAGAUGCAGGCCCCGAAAGUCAAGAUUGGAGAUAGGAUCACAGCUCUUCAGCAAAUUGUGUCGCCUUUUGGAAAGACCGAUACCGCAUCUGUGCUAUAUGAAGCAAUUGGAUACAUAAAAUUUCUGCAAGAGCAAGUGCAGUUACUGAGUAAUCCUUACAUGAAGACUAAUAAGGAUCCGUGGGGAGGCUUGGAUAGAAAAGAUAAAGGAGAUCUAAAGCUUGAUCUCAAGAGCAGAGGUCUUUGUUUGGUUCCUAUUUCAUGUACUCCUCAAGUUUAUCACGAGAACACAGGAUCAGACUACUGGCCAACUACAUAUAGAGGGUGUUUGUAUAGAUGAAAGGAGUCCAUACUUUCUUUAUAUGAUCUUGCUAUCAAUGUACCUCUUGUUGGAUGAUGUGAUCAAAGUGAUAGCAUGCCCGGUAGCAGAGAAAUAACCUAUAUUGGAGUACAAUACUAUAAUAUCUAUAAAUCAAUAAUUGCCUUUCAUUCCUUGUUACA